UUCGUCCGAGUUGUUGGUGUAGUGCGGAUCGUCAAAGUUUCAAUUUGUAUGUGAAAUCAGUAAUAUUUACAUAAAAAGUGCUCGUUUAAUAUUAAAUUGUGACUUAUUAUUAUACAUGCGGUUAUAAAAAUCGAGUUUAAAAAAUUUCGAAUCUUUAAAAAACAUAUUAAAAUAAACCAAUGUUUUAAAUCUACUAAAGGUUAGGUGCCAAGAAAAGUGUGGAAGGAAAACGAUUAAAAAAUCACAUACCAAUCAAAGAAAAACUUUGGGGUGAAAAGAAUCAAAGUAACAAAGUAUACCUAAGGGAUUGAAUGAAAGCCAUAAAAACCUUAAGAUAAUUGCUAAAGGAAAAGAAAUUCAAUCAUUCAUUAUUUAUAUAGAGAAGGAUUUAACACUAUAAGCAAGUGCUUAUCUAAUUCAAAAGUGUGUAUAAUUUGACGAGACACAAACUUGUUGCGAUCUGUGACGAAAAUAAAUAAUUGUAUAUAAAGGUUAUAAAAGAAUCUAUAAUUCACUGCCGGGGUUUUGUGUAAAAACUAUAAAUAGGUCUAAUCUCUUGUGUUAGACAAAAAUUUAAUCUUCCUUCACCAAGGAAGACCAGCAUCACUGCCGUGAAAAUGCAGAUUUCUUGUAAAUGUUUAAAUUUCAUUGCCACCAGUAAUAGUCAGGCGGCAAAUAGCAAUGUUGGAAGUAUCAGUGCUAACGUCUAUAAUGGAACAUCGGCAAUUGAUUCACAUUCUAUACGAAACCCUGCUGAUGAUGAUAGUAGCAUGCCAUUAGCGCAACAAUCAAUCGGCGGUUGUAAUAAUGCCGGCUAUGCAAACAACAACUCAAACAACCUGUGCACUAUAUUAAUGCACGCGUUCUUACAGCGUUACCCUCGCACGUUCAUCUUCUAUUCACAGUGCAUGGAAUUCUUUAAACAGGCUAUUGGUCCUAUAACGGAUCUCAACAUCCAUACGUUAAGUCAGCGGGAUUUGGUCUACAGUAUAACACUGGAAGUGCCAACUGGGCAAGAAAAUCCUUCUACGCAUGCCUGGCAGCUAAGCAUAUGCAUUAAUUGCAAUACGGCGCUUUGUGCAAAACGUCUGCUCACGCAAACGCCGAGCGCGUCAUUGAACGGUGCACCCGCACCACUUACAAUUAACCCACCGCAAUUUCUAAUUAAUUGUUCUCUACUUACAAAUAACGAGGAAUUGGCACUGAGACGUGCUGAUAAAUCCUUUUCCGAUACCUUUGGCCUACUGAUCAUGGACCAUCCACAGUUGCAGCUGGAGCAGGCGAAUGCUGGUCCAUUAAACAACUUUUCAGUUGGUUCUUUAUCGACAACGUCACUGCAACUGGAUAUGAAGCAGCAACGUUUGCGCCAAUUACAACAAAACUUGCAACAACGACUCAAACGUGAAAUCGCCGAAACGGACGAGCGCAUACAACGCUUUACUGAGCAACAGUUUGCAUUGCUAAAGAGCUUUCGCGAAAAAUCCGAACAGGAGUAUGCAUUACUUGGUCGUCUAAUUCAAAGAGUACCAGAACAACAGGCAAACGAUUUCUUAGACCGUGCACUGCCAGCAUUGGAAGUGGUUGGUGGGGGCAAUUAUGUGUCACGUCGCCGCAAUACGAUUACUAGUCGUCGCGAUAUGACGUCUGUUACGACACCCACUACACCGACAACACCGAAUCCUACAAGUGGAUUGCAUAUGCUUUCAUUGCCGUUGAGCACAACAACGGCUACUACAACAACCAGUGCCAUGGAUACAACAAUAACUCAGGGAGUAGGUGGCACAACAGCACUCACGCCAUCAACGACGACAGGAUUGACGACGACUAUCGUGGGUAGCGGCAGUAUUAAUCGUCGUUUGUCGAAUUUUGAUACACCACCGGCAACACCAGAAGCCACACCUAUGAGUGUGGGUAACAGUCCCACCUUCCGGCCGCAACAACAGCAGCAUUCGUCACUGACACAACAUCAAUUUGUACGCAUUGCGUCCAACUCCUUUCAACAACAGUUCCCUACGCCCACAGUAGAAGUGGGCGACGACUGUCUCUUCGAACUGGAAGGCAUUGACGGUGGUAGCUCGGCAAGCGGUGUUGGUGUGAACACGCCAUUUAGUGCGCUCGUGUCUAAUUUGUCACAAAAACUGCCAUAUCAACAGCAACAACGAUCUCUUAACAAUCAUCCACAUCCGCACCAGCAUCAACAUCACCACUAUCACGGCCGGGAUAUGAGCGAUGUAGACGAAAGUGACGAUGACGCUGCUGAAGCGGAAGUGGCUCUUGACCUGGAUAGUACAAUGCCCUUACCUACGAGUGCACGCCCAAUCGUUGGCGGGCAACAGCGACCAGACGCAGCUACGGCAGCUGAUGUCAUGAAUUUUGCGAAGAGUCUGCCAAUUGAAAUAGCAAAUUCACCAAUGACUACAGGACGAUCAUAUGUAAACGCGCUGCAAGAAGACGAAUUGGACAAUACAGUCGACAUUGCUGCGAGCAUUAAAGCACUCGCCAAAAGUGUGCACGGUGAAGCAGUGUUCGGUGAUUUACCACGCCCACGCAUGCGUUCACAAAUUUAAAAGUUUACAAGCACAACGGAUUAACUAUACUAGUUUGCUCAACGAAAUAAAUAAUCAACAACUUGAGUUAAAGUGCUGAAGUCAUCAUCAACGCAUAAUGUUUUUACACAACCACAAUGCAUAUAUUCAUAAUUACGAGCAUACGAGUACAUCCAUUAGAAUAUUAAGUAUAAUUAAAUAUAAGUAAGUAACUAACUUCUCUUCUAUUAGCUUUAAAUUUCUUUAUGAGUCGUUGUAAUGGAAAAUAUGAAAUAUUAAAAAAAAUGCCAUAAAUUGAGCACAUUUCGCUUUGAUAUUUGAAGAACGUUAAGUACAGCAACAAAACAUACACUACAUACGCUAAGAAUUACACCACCAAAAAUUCUUUUUAUUGUCGUCUCAUGCUGUCUUUUUACAUACAUUUAAUUAUAUUAAUUGGGACUGUAAAAUAAAUAUGUAAUAUUCGCAUAAGUCAGAUUAAACGUUUCUUCUAAACAUUUCAAAAGCAUUUGUACGAAAUAUGCAUAUAAACUUGUGUCGCGCUAUGCAUUAUUACUAAUACUUUAAAAUUUCUCUUUUUACAUAAGUUAUUAUGUUACCAAUAAUUAUAAUGAAAUCCAGUUUAAUUUUUAACUUUAAUUUGUAGUAGCUUUAAUUUUAUGUUUUUACAUGCCUUUUCAUACAAACAAUUGGAUAAUAUAACAGCUUUAAUGGAACAAAAUAUUUGAAAAUGCUAAACAUAAAAGAAUUCAUAAAUUUACAUAUAUAUAAAAAAACAGAAGUAUAUAAUUACAGAAAUAUAUAUGUAUAAUCAUAAACACUUUUCUAUCGAUGUCGCUUUUUCUAACAGGACAACAAAUGAAAAAUAAAAGAUAUAUAAAUUAAAUAUCAAGUUAUUUUACCACAUUAAGCUGCUUUAAAAAAAUUUUACUUAGUUGCUGUAUCCCCUGAAUUAGUGAUCAUUACUUUGUUUAAAUAAUAAUUAUGCAACGUUAGGCAUAAUAUACGAAAUUCUUUUGUUAUAAGCACACAUGCAAGACGACACAAACAAUAAUAUUCAGCAUCCACACAUUAGCUUUUCUGCCUUAAUGCAUAUGCACAUAUUUGAUGUUGAAAAAAUAAAAAUGGUUCUUCCUAAGCUUAUCUACAAACAUACAUAUGCACAUACAUAUAUGCCUUACAAUACAAAUAAACAUAUGUUUAUAAAUAAAAGCACAAAUUGGACAAAAAGCAGGCGCCGCUACAUAAUGCUGUGCUUUACCUGUGGUAUACGCUACCAGAACUAUUAUAUACUGUAUGCUUGCUUAUUUACUAUGUAAUAAUAUAUUUUGACAGCAACAAAUUACUGUGUCGCGUUAACAAAAACAAAUUGUGGCCGCUUUUGUCGUACAUUUGUAAUCAAUUCUAUAACUAGUUCCA
This is a messenger RNA of Bactrocera tryoni, 3965 nucleotides long. RefSeq lists its product as uncharacterized. Lineage: Eukaryota; Metazoa; Arthropoda; Insecta; Diptera; Tephritidae. Gene Ontology annotation, cellular component: cytoplasm. The transcript has 4 exons. The coding region runs from base 618 to 2567 and encodes 649 amino acids. Gene Ontology annotation, biological process: negative regulation of protein kinase activity; negative regulation of TOR signaling; neurotrophin TRK receptor signaling pathway. The record is from RefSeq and is a predicted model, not a curated record.